AAUAGACCAUAAAAGCUUACAACAUUGUAAUUUUUUUUUGUAAUAAGUUUUUUAUUAUAUCAUGUUUACAGUAAUAAUUUCACAGUUUUAUGACCCAAAAAUUAGUGAUAUCGGGCACAUUAAAAUAAAAAUCCAACUCUUAUAUUCACUCACUUUAUUUUUACCGUAACUUCUAACUACUGUAUGAACACUUGGUUAUAUUAUGUUUUCAAUAGCCCGUGUCAUGAAGACAUAUAUUCUAGUCCUUUUAGUGUGUAUUUUAAGGAUUUUUGAAAUUAAUGGAUCGUUAACUGAGACCGAAACUAACCCGGAAUCAGUCAAAAAUUACUGGCUUGAAAGUGGACAAAACUAUUUAGAAAAAGUGUCGAAGUUAGCUUUGCGAACCAAUACUGCCAAAAAUCUCAUUAUUUUUAUGGGAGAUGGUAUGUCAUUAACAACAAUUACUGCUGCAAGAAUAUACAAUGGUCAAAUAAAUAAUAGAACUGGAGAGAGUGAUUAUUUAAGCUUUGAAAAUUUUCCAUUUACGGGCAAAACAAAGACAUAUUGCGUUAAUAAACAAGUACCCGAUUCUGCUUGUACGGCGACAGCAUACCUGUGCGGCGUUAAAAAUAAUAUUGGUACUAUUGGUGUAACCUCUAAAGUUAAGAAAAAUGACUGCCAAGCGUCAAUUGUCGACGAUAAACCAGAAUCAAUCAUGCAAUGGUCUCAGUGGGCUAGGAAGGCAACUGGUAUAGUUACGACUACCAGAAUAACUCACGCGUCCCCAGCUGGUGCUUUUGCACAUGUUUCGAAUAGAGACUGGGAAUCCGAUGAGGAUAUACUCAAGUUUAAGGAUAAAACAAAUAUUAGCCAGUGUGAAGACAUUGCAAAGCAGUUAAUCACUAGAGAACCUGGAAAGAAUUUUAGAGUGAUUAUGGGAGGUGGUCGUAGUAAGUUUUUAAUGAAAAGAACAAAUACAACGUAUGAACGUUCAGACGAGGACUUAGUGUUGCGAUGGAAAAAUGAUAAAAAGACUAGGGUAAAGGAAGAAAAUGCUGUUUACGUAACAAAUAGAGAAGAUCUUCUAAAGAUAGACAUAUCAAACGUUGACUACUUAUUAGGAUUAUUCCACGACAGUCAUUUCGACUACAGACUGCAAUCAGAUAUUAUCAAACAACCAACAUUGCAAGAAAUGACAAAAAAAGCAAUUGAAAUACUCCAAAAGGAAAAUAACGGAUAUGUGUUAUUUGUUGAAGGAGGUCUCAUCGACAUAAGCCAUCAUGCAACUUACGCAAAAAUUGCUUUGGAUGAAACCGUUGAACUGUCUAAAGCUGUGUCAGAAGCAGUAGCAAUGACUAAAGAAGAUGAUACACUUAUUGUAGUUACUUCGGAUCACGCACACACGAUGACUAUGGCAGGAUACCCUCAACGAGGAGCUAAUAUAUUAGGAUUAGCUAGUUCGACAGCUAAUGAUGAUAUGCCGUACACAACUUUGAGCUAUGCCAAUGGUCCUAAGGACGAGAAUAUGUCCAAUUGCCACAGAAUGAAUGUGACUGAUGAAUAUUUUGAAAAAGAUAACAUGCGCUAUCCAAGUCUUGUUCCAUUAGAAGCGGAGACUCAUGGUGGUGAAGACGUAAUGGUAUUUGCUAGAGGACCAUGGGCUCAUUUAUUUACAGGAAACUAUGAACAAAAUAUCAUACCCUUAGCGAUGGCUAAGGCUGCUCAACUACCUUUAGAAAAACCAACAUCCGCUUGAGCUUCAUGUAGACACAACUUCAUUUAUUCAAAAGAUAUUUAUAUGAUAUCAUCUGUUUAUGAUGUGUUUAGUUAAUAUUAGUUAAAUUGGAAUGAGAAAUAUUUGUAAAAAUAAUGAUUAUUACUAUUAUAUUUUAUAUAUUUUGAA
Daktulosphaira vitifoliae (grape phylloxera) is the source of this 1882-nucleotide messenger RNA. RefSeq names its product membrane-bound alkaline phosphatase-like. The transcript is spliced from 6 exons. Bases 203 to 1735 code for a protein of 510 amino acids. Gene Ontology annotation, molecular function: alkaline phosphatase activity. NCBI's taxonomy places the organism in Eukaryota, Metazoa, Arthropoda, Insecta, Hemiptera, Phylloxeridae. The record is from RefSeq and is a predicted model, not a curated record. Gene Ontology annotation, biological process: dephosphorylation.